This is a messenger RNA of Chelonus insularis, 572 nucleotides long. RefSeq names its product neurophysin 1-like. Bases 36 to 452 code for a protein of 138 amino acids. Lineage: Eukaryota; Metazoa; Arthropoda; Insecta; Hymenoptera; Braconidae. Gene Ontology annotation, cellular component: secretory granule; extracellular region. Gene Ontology annotation, molecular function: neurohypophyseal hormone activity. The record is from RefSeq and is a predicted model, not a curated record. The transcript is spliced from 3 exons.
UUAUUUUUCAUUUUCUGCUGGCCUAAAAGAUAACUAUGUCGAUGAUAUAUAAAUUAAUAACACUUGCUAUUUUAAUCAGUGCCAGUUUGGCGUGUUUGAUCACCAAUUGUCCACGUGGUGGAAAGCGUGGAGAAAGUCCAUUGUUAUCAAUGCAUAGUUUUAUCAAAGAAUGUAUGAGCUGUGGACCUGGAGAUCAAGGCCAAUGUUUUGGACCCAAUAUUUGCUGUGGAUCAACAAUCGGAUGCUAUAUUGGAACCUCAGAGACUUAUAAAUGUCGAGGAGAAAAUUUAUACUCUCAUCCUUGUAUUGCUGGAUUUGCUAUGUGUCGAGAUAAUACUGCUCGAUGUGCUGCUAAUAAUAUCUGUUGUUCUCAAGAGAGUUGUCACAUAGAUUCUUCAUGUAAAAUCGGUGAUGAUCUGCAAUCAAUGGAGCAAAAAAACUAUUCUUAUUGAUAUGACGAUGAAUUUGAAGACCAAUAAUUGAUGAUAAAUCGGAACCAUUAAAAAAAGAUAAAAAUUUUGGUUAAAAAAUGUUUGCAUUUUAUUUGUUGUCAUUAUUUCUGUAAUCACUAA